Molecule: messenger RNA, 782 nt
Organism: Solanum stenotomum
Lineage: Eukaryota; Viridiplantae; Streptophyta; Magnoliopsida; Solanales; Solanaceae
Product: abscisic acid receptor PYL2-like
Exons: 2
Coding region: 205-771 (188 amino acids)
Biological process (GO): abscisic acid-activated signaling pathway
Cellular component (GO): nucleus; cytoplasm
Molecular function (GO): protein phosphatase inhibitor activity; signaling receptor activity; abscisic acid binding
Source: RefSeq, a predicted model, not a curated record
CAAAAAAUUCGAAAUAAGAAAAAAGUUGAAAAGCUAAAUAAACAAACCAAGCCCCAUAUCCUCCAUUACUAGUACUUUUUUUUCUCUCUCUUUUUCUAUUUCCAAGACAAAUGAAAGAAAGCUGACUUCUCUAAUUUAUUAGUAUUACUUAUUCUUCAAAUUGAAACCAAGCUAGAAAAUAUACAAUUCUCUCCUAUCAAAAUCAUGGCUCGUACUAAUUGUCAAGUUCCUCAAGGACUUAAACAAGAAGAAUUCAUUGAGCUAGAGCCAUUGAUUCGAAACUACCAUACCUUUGAGCAUUUAUCAAACACUUGUACUUCACUCAUAACACAGCGAAUCGAAGCACCAGCAAACGUCGUCUGGCCGUUGGUCCGGCGCUUUGAUAACCCCCAGAAGUACAAGCAUUUCAUCAAGAGCUGCGAGAUGACAGGUGACGGUGGAGUGGGAAGCAUUAGAGAAGUAUCUGUUGUGUCUGGAAUCCCUGCAUCGACAAGCACAGAGCGACUAGAGAUACUAGACGAUGAGAAGCAUAUUCUGAGCUUUAGGGUGGUAGGAGGGGAGCAUAGGCUGAAUAAUUAUAAGUCCGUUACAUCGGUGAAUGAAUUUGAGAAAAAUGGAAAAACUUACACUAUAGUAUUGGAGUCAUAUAUUGUGGAUAUACCACAAGGGAAUACUGGGGAAGAUACCAAAAUGUUUACUGAUACAGUCGUCAAAUUGAACUUACAGAAGCUUGGCGUAGUCGCAAUGGCGGCUAUGCAUGGCCAUGAAUGAGCAUAGAUCUG